Messenger RNA from Thrips palmi, 1374 nucleotides. RefSeq names its product ketohexokinase-like. The record is from RefSeq and is a predicted model, not a curated record. Gene Ontology annotation, biological process: fructose metabolic process. The transcript has 6 exons. Bases 224 to 1159 code for a protein of 311 amino acids. Gene Ontology annotation, molecular function: ketohexokinase activity. NCBI's taxonomy places the organism in Eukaryota, Metazoa, Arthropoda, Insecta, Thysanoptera, Thripidae.
CGGUCAACACACUAGCAGAAGUAGCGGUAGCGCCAGCAGACGACACCUGUACGACGACACCUGAUUUGCAGCACUUUGCAGAAAUUCGAAAAGAUUCAUCCGUUCUUUUAAUUUCGAAAGCAGGGAGGAACAAAAGGCGAUAGAACUGGUCUGCCCAGCUCAACAGUGAGGCUCGUUUACGUCCUGACCAACCCCAGGCGCAAUCUCCCGACACAAAAGAGCCAUGACUUCUGAAGGAAAACAUGACACCAUUCUCAUGGUGGGAUUUAUUUGCUAUGAUCUUCUCUUCUCCUCACCACACUAUCCUGAGGAGGACACCCUGGUAAGAGCUAUAGACUACCACAAGCGCCGUGGAGGGAAUGCAUCAAACUCCUGUACCGUUUUGUCACAACUUGGGGCAAAGUGUGAGGUUUUAGGAACCUUCGCAUCUGAUGACUAUGCCAAAUUCUUACAAGAGGACUUGAAAAAAGAUGGCAUAAUUUUUUCUCACUGCGCAAUACACUCAAAAUUUGAAACCCCAUUCACAAAUAUUAUUUUGAGCCGGUCCUCUGGAACAAGAACUAUUUUGCACUACAGAAGCAAGGACUACAUCGAAAACACUGCAGAAGAUUUUGCCAAAUUAGACCUCUCUGACUACAAAUGGAUCCACUUUGAGGGCCGCACUAUUCCAGAAACUUUAAAAAUGAUUGACUUGCUGGAAGCAUGGAACAGGAACAGCAAGAACCCAAUUAAAUAUUCUGUUGAGCUUGAAAAAUGCAUUGAGUCAACAAAAUGUCUUUUAACCAAGGGGUCAGUUGUUUUUGUGGCUAAGGAGUUUGCAAAAUAUUUGGGGUAUGACAAUCCGCAUUCUGCACUUAUUGGAUUAGCUUCACAAGUAAAUCCAGGGGCUGUAAUAAUUGUCCCUUGGGGAGAGCAAGGCUCCAUGGCAAGGUGUAGUGAUGGAACAAUAGUAAAGGCUAAAGCCUACCCCCCAGAAGUUGUUCUUGAUUCGACUGGUGCUGGAGAUACUUAUAUAGCUGCAACAGUUUUCUCCCUCAGCAAUGGCAAGUCAGUAUCUGAGGCUAUAGAUUUUGGGAAUGAAAUUGCUGGAGCAAAGUGUGGAAUGAUGGGGUAUAGAGGACUUAAUGCAGUAUAUGAAAAAAUAAGAAAUAGAAAGUAAUUUAUUUAUGUGCCAAAAACAGUCUGAGUUAAGGCUGUGGUUAAGGUGUAUGAGAUGUCACACAGCUCAUGAGCGUUGUAAUUGAUAUUCUAGUAUAGUUUGCAUGAAAACAAAGUAACAAUCAUGUCUGAUACUUAAUGUAUUGCUGGCAGCUCAACAGCAUUAAUACUUUGAUAUCAACAAGCAUCACAUUAAAGUACAUUUUUGUCAUCGAA